Molecule: messenger RNA, 5799 nt
Organism: Toxorhynchites rutilus septentrionalis
Lineage: Eukaryota; Metazoa; Arthropoda; Insecta; Diptera; Culicidae
Gene: Epac
Product: rap guanine nucleotide exchange factor 4
Exons: 22
Coding region: 2237-5272 (1011 amino acids)
Biological process (GO): Ras protein signal transduction; positive regulation of GTPase activity
Cellular component (GO): plasma membrane
Molecular function (GO): guanyl-nucleotide exchange factor activity
Source: RefSeq, a predicted model, not a curated record
CGAGUCCGGUGCAGACGUGCAGAAUCACAACGGGUCCUGCCCACAGGAGGUCCGUGUCCGCGUUACGGGUUGCGUUACUGGUAGUUACUUUUUUUUUCUCUUGUGUGCAUGUAUAAGUGACAAAAUUUGACCAGUCAUCAUUUGUUAGGCUCUGAGAUCAUCAACCGCUGUGGGGACCCCAAAGCGGCGGAAGUGAGUCCACAAUGGGUCAGUGCUGUUUUGAUCAAGGUUAGUGCCGUGUUACUUUUGGGAGGCCCAGACGGAAGUGAUUAAGGUGGUUUAUUGAAAUCGUUCGACAGAUCCCAGUUGUGGGAAGAAACAGUAUAACUGUGUUAUCACAUAACAAGCUAGAAAAAUUGGGUAAUGUGAGCUACAAUUUUCCGUUUUGUGAUUCUGUAAGUGAGUGAAAUGAAGAGAAUGUUGUGAUGAAUUAACUGUGAAUUGAGAAUUUGUUCCGGUCCAUAUUAAUCGACUACCAAGCCUGAAAAGUUUUUGAAACAUCAAGCCAAAAAGGAACAAUCAAUUCCAAAUGGAAGCAUCCUGUGCUAUCGCUGAUUUCAUGAAAAAUUAUAGUUGCUACUAGUGGUGUUUGAAAGUGUUUAGAAUAAUGCAAAUUGGAGCUCAAAUUGACGAAGAAAGUGACCAAAUGGUGCACCCAAAGCAAUCAAGCUGAACGGGUUUUUAUGUGCGACAGUGAAGAAAAAGCAGCGGAAAAAAAAAUAUUGCAAAUACUGACACCAGCGGUUUGCCGCGCGCAAUCGAUGAGUAGGUGAACUUGUUUCUACCUGCCGCCUCCAAAAUAAGAUACAAAAUAUAAACUCCGUGGUCGGCUUGUGUUGGAUACCCUCCGACUAGUGAGUCAAGGUGCAACGUUUGGGGUGAACAAGCGGAACAAGGUACCACGAGUGUAAUUGAAAGUGAAUCACCCAUAUUUGAACAUAUUUCCCGAGGCUUCCGGUCCUGAAGUGUGAGUGCCGCAGUGGAACGCUAUAAAUUUUCAUUGUCUCAUUUUUUCAUACUGCUUACCCUUAGUGACAACAUAUAAUCUACUGUCCGGGAAGACCGGGGAGUGCACACACGUACCAGUGUAUAGCUGUGUGACUGGACGUCGUGACAGGCUAGAAUUAACCGAUAUAACUAUAUUAACACCCCAGCAUUAUUCACGCUCACGCUCGCCUCGGAUAGCAUCCUCGCAGCUCGCACAAAACUUCAAUCCACACCGAAUGAAGAAGGCUUCCCAACCGCCCAACCGCCGCAGUGUGGGACGAAAAGCUUUCAUAUUUUCAUGCUGUUAUUAACUCGCAACAGGCCCCAUUUUACCCCCUCGCUCUCGGAAAGGAGAGUUUAAGAUGUAGUGAGGUUAGCGGCUAGCGGGAAGAGUUCAAGCCUUCGUUCAAAGAUCGUUUACGAGGGUUUCAUUAGCGACGGUGCGAAAAGUGGCCGGCAGACCAUUGCGAACACCACCCGAAUCCGAAAUGUGUCCCAGGAAGCUGAUCCUGGGAGAGUGAAUUCUAUCUUUUUGUUUCUUUUGUGAGGGUUUCGAGGGCUUUUUCGCAAGAAGUAGGGAGUUUAUGCGUGUGUCAGAUUGGGUAGGGGUGCUUCAAAGAAGAUCCACUCGAAGAAAAGUGGACAAAUAUACGGGAGAAGAAAAAAUCUUUUUCAACGGCAGGUCCUUCCAAAAAUUUAUGAACCAAUGUAAACUGUGCGAUUUGAGAAAGCAAAUAGAGGUAGAAAAAAAAGUUGUGGCAAUGAUAACAUACCACAGUGAAAAUGAAAUCAUCUUACCGCAUAAAUCCAACUUGAUGAAGGAAGUUUCAUCUCGUUCAAAAUCCUACAACCAGUGAAAACCAACACAAGUGGUCUACUAUCGUCUACUUACGUGCUCAAAUAAAUGUGAUUUAUGUGUAUUUAAUAACUCGUUGUAAAUUUGUUAAUUUCCAACCAAGGGGUAGCACUCAUUCGAUGAAAAGCAAAUAAACCGGUAAUCAGAACGUACCCUCCGUUUUCAAAUAAAAACUCCCGAGGUGCCCUGAAACGGAGAUUGUAAAUGGAGUGAACGUUUAUUGCAAAAAGUCAUAAAAAUAAUUAAUAUCGCCAUAAUUGGUGAUGGCGCUGCUGGCGUAGUGUUGUGUUGUGUUGUGCGAAUGCAAUAAUAAACUCGACUCCGAACGUCAAGAGCAAGAGGAAACGAACAGCAGCAGUGUUGGCUGAGUACAGGAACCCCCCGGCUGCCAAAAUGGCGAUGGAAUGGAUCACCGCGAUUGAUAAGAGACCCUGUGACAGAAAUCUCCGAGAUUGCGAGCUGAUAUCCUGUCGGUUGCGGCGGGUCGAGCCACUGUGUCGAUUGCCCGGAUCCGCCCUGCAGCAGCUCGCCAUGUGCGGUUUUUACGAAGAUUUGGAGAAAGGAGUGACGCUUUUCCGAGCGGGCGAACAGGGUCGCUACUGGUACGCGGUGCUGGGAGGCCAGCUGGAGGUGCGCUAUCACGGAGCGGAAACGAAGGACAGUAAGCUUGCGGUAACGCUAUGUAAUUUGGGCGUCGGUGCUACCUUCGGAGAGUCCAUCUUACACGACCUGCCCCGCGACAGUACGGUAGUGACGAAAACAACGUGCGAAUUGCUGCGGGUGGAGCAAGCAGAUUUCAGACUGAUUUUCGAGAAAAAUAAGGAAUUAAUGAACGACAUAAUCUCCAACUGUAAAUUAAAAAAUGGCUUUGGACAGAGCAUGCAGACCACCAGUACGGUUCACUCCGGGGUUCAACACCAGGCCUCACCGAUCAAAAAACAGUUAAGCCCGGAUCACCCGAACCCGGCCGCUCCAAUAACAGAGACUCCUAGCCCCGCGAUGGCUCGAAUGGGAUGGGCACUGCGCGCCCUCCUCGUAUCAGACAAUACCAGCUGCCUGAAGGAUCGAAAGAUGGGCGGCAAAUUUAUUCGCAAGUGUGGGCCCGGAACCGAACUCGUUGACUGGCUGCUCAACCUUUCACCGAUUGUACACACCCGGACGCAGGCGGCCGGCAUGUGGCAAGCACUGGUGGAGGAAGGUGUCCUCAGUCAUGUGGCCAAAGAGCAACCGUUCAAGGAUAAAUGCUUCCUCUACCGAUUCAAGGUGGAUGAAGACGGGACAGCGGGCGGUCCACCCACCUCCGAUGACAUCAGCCAGGCGAACGAUCACAUCAGAGAAGCGCUACCGGCUCUGUUACACCGUGGUCCGGAUGCGACGCUGCGGAUGAUCCUCCGGAAGCCAUCCCACGAGCGAACGCACGAAGAGCUGGAGCUGGUGUACGAGGAGUUGCUGCACAUCGCCGCCCUGUCACAUCUGUCCACAUCCAUCAAGCGGGAGCUGGCGUCCAUCAUCGUGUUCGAGGCGCACGCUCAUGCCGGAACUGUGUUGUUCAACCAGGGCGACGAGGGCCGCUCGUGGUACAUCCUGCUCAAGGGGUCAGUGGACGUCGUGAUCCACGGCAAAGGUACCGUCGCGACGCUCAAGGAAGGCGACGAUUUCGGCAAAUUGGCACUCAUCAACGAUGCUCCAAGGGCGGCGACAAUCGUGCUCAAAGAGAACAACUGUCACCUGCUGCGUGUGGAUAAAGAACACUUUAACCGGAUCCUGCGGGACGUCGAAGCCAACACACUACGACUGCAGGAACACGGCAAGGAUGUACUAAUCCUGGAACGGGUAGCAAAACAGCGAGGACACUCGGCUUUCAAAUACACUGUGAUGUCCGGCACGCCCCAGAAGAUGCUGGAACACCUGCUUGAGACGAGACUGGGCGGCCAGGUGGGACCAAACGAUCCUUUUUUAGACGAUUUCCUGCUGACCCACAUCGUAUUCAUGCCCACGCCGAUACUUAUCGACGAACUGGCCAGCCACUACCACGCCGACAGCGAGGUGGACAUGCGGACGGCCAGCGAGGAGGACCAGGAGUACUUCAUCACGUGCAAGCGGCGGGUGGUGCAAUUUAUCCAGCGGUGGGUCCUCGCGGUGCGGCAUGCCGUCUUCGACGACCCGCUGGCGGUGGAAUUCAUUGAGGAAAUUGCAACAGAUGUCGAGUCGGAAGGUCUACUACAAGAGGAAGCCAGCAUCAUACAUCACGUACUAACGCAAUUAUCCCGAUACCAGGAAGAUCGACAGAUGAAUGCGAGUCAGAAGUGGAAACUACCGCCAAACGGACAACCCAUUUGCCUAUUCAGUGGAAACACACCACACUCAAAGACUGUUAUACGACCGGAUGAUGAUAUCAUCUUCCGGGUGUACUGUGCGGACCAUACGUACUGCACGCUACGUUUCCCGAUGUCGGCACCCGCCGAAGUCAUCAAAGCGUGUGCCGCCGACAAGCUGCAGCUAGCGCGAAUGCCCGACGACCUGCUGCUGGUGGAGGUAAAAUCCAACGGCGAGCGGACGGUGUUCAAGGACAACGACGUGAGCAUUCCAACCGCCCUCAGCCUGAACGGACGAAUAUUUGUAUCACCGAAGGACCACCUGGAUGCACUGACUCCCCUGCCGGAGCAGGAGCUUCCGACCGAAGCGCUCGAUAUGGACUUCGAAGCGCUGCCGACCAAGGAUGUCGCCUACCACAUAACACUGUUCGAUUGGGACCUGUUCUGGGCUGUGCAUGAGUACGAACUGCUGUACCAUACCUUCGGCAGACACCACUUCAACAAGAUAACUUCGAACCUCGACGUGUUCGUGAGGCGCUUCAACGAAAUUCAAUACUGGGUUGUGACGGAGAUCGUAUCGACAUCCAAUCUGACGAAACGGAUGAGUCUGGUGAAGAAGUUUAUCAAACUGGCUGCUUUCUGCAAGGACUAUCAGAACUUGAACGCGUUCUUCGCGAUUGUGAUGGGCUUAUCAAAUAUGGCUGUGUCUAGACUUACGUUAACGUGGGACAAACUCCCGUCGAAGUUCCGAAAGUUAUUCUCCGAGUACGAAGCACUGAUUGAUCCCAGCCGAAACCACAGGGCCUAUCGAAUGUCAGUCGGAAAGUUGCAGCCACCCGUUAUCCCCUUCAUGCCACUGCUGCUGAAGGACAUGACGUUCGCCCACGAAGGCAACAAGACUAGCCUGGAAGGGUUGGUGAAUUUUGAGAAAAUGCACAUGAUGGCGCAAACGAUGCGAACGGUACGAUACUGUCGAUCCAGGCACUUGGUAUUGGAUCCACCCUCGCCGAAGAACGAGAACGAAAUACGCCAAUACAUCAGCUGCUUCCGGACCAUCGAUAACCAAAGAGUGCUGACAGCGAUGUCCCAGAAGGUGGAGCCCCGGAGGUCGUAAGGCGCGGAACCCGGAAACGAUGACUGACGGAAGGCGAAACAAUGUGACCAACAACGGGCUAAAGGUUUGACCAUUACAUCCCCACACUCACACGCACACUCGAAAAGAUACACAAACUACGUUAGGUGUAUCUGUUUUUUUUUUACUCGACUUGGAGUGAUUCUUCCGUUUUGGAACGACCAUAUAGGGAAGCGAUUUGUACGACUUGUACGGAUUCAGUGAGUGUGUGCGUGUAGUUUUUGUACAGCAUUAUUUCUACCGUGUAAGAUGUUUUUAUCAUGCUGUAAAACAGUAUUUGUAUUUUUUGUUUUAUAAAGAUGUAGACUAACGUGUUAAGGUUAAGUUUCUCGGUAUCUCACAAACAGAGACAAAAACACAUUCUGAACAUAAUCUAAAACUAUUAAUCCAUUAUCUUCUAUUACAAAAUUAGGUUCGUUUUAGUUUAUUCUACCCCAUCAUAAACGAUGUUCGAUUAAGUUGCAACUUUAUUUAUUCUUCAAUAAAGUGUCUAAUCCUUCGCACUAUUA